Molecule: messenger RNA, 5081 nt
Organism: Dendronephthya gigantea
Lineage: Eukaryota; Metazoa; Cnidaria; Anthozoa; Malacalcyonacea; Nephtheidae
Product: probable methyltransferase TARBP1
Exons: 6
Coding region: 54-4919 (1621 amino acids)
Biological process (GO): tRNA methylation
Molecular function (GO): tRNA (guanine) methyltransferase activity; RNA binding
Source: RefSeq, a predicted model, not a curated record
UGCUGACGUAACGAGAAAGCACGUGCGUCAUGCGAUCAUGAUCGAAGAAAAAGAUGGCGGCGAGGUCACUAGUUGAACAUUUGCUUCGUUUAGACGACAUAAAAUACAGAAAAGCGAAUAUUCUAGAUUACCUAUCGACAAAAUGGGAAGGACAGGUUAUUGACUGUGAUUAUUUAGAGUCAUUAAACGUAAUAGUCUCUCAUCUUUUAAAUGUUGCAACGAACAGAAGCAAUACUGCCAAUACAGAGGUGACAGAACCAGAGACGUGUAAAUUCGGUUUAGAACCAUGGAUAAAAGACGCUUUAAAAACCAUAUUGACUGAAACGUGUAUUCCAACUCUUAGCGUGGUUCGACCAACUGGGUAUGAUACAGAUAAGAGAGAUAGGAUGCGGAUUUUCGAGUUAACAUAUGAACUUGUCGCAAAAAUAGUGUGUAGAGGUCCUUUAGAAAAUGCACAUUGUAUCUGGAGCUUAGUGUUAAAAUCUCUGCAAAAUUUUGUUGAUGAAUGUAAUAGUGGUUUUGAUAUAGGCCAUGGUGCAAAUGCUGAUGAAUCACUACUUCAGGUAGCCACAGCUUUGGAUUUGCUAGCGUAUUUGCUUGAUACUAUCGACAAUUGGAAAGAGGAUAGAUUAAAGUUUGCACAAAAAGAAAACUCGGAGAAAGAAUCGGAAGAGGCAGUUUUGCAUUACGUUCUUAAUGUGCUUAAUGUUGUGGAAAAUGAAGGCCUUCUUUUUAAAAUCACUGGGCGAAUUUUACCAAAGUUACUGUCGAUUAAUGAACUGGAAUCGUAUCGAGAUACAAAGAUAAUAUGGGAGUCGGUCAAAGUUUUGAGACUCCAAGAACAGGAAGAAUGUCAUUCUUCAUCUGGCUUCCUCAGGUCCUAUGCUAUCGUGUCAUCUUUAGCUGACUUGUAUUUUAAACGAAGUGGCGAAACGGUUUUUAAGAUUCAUCAAGAUCCUGCUUUCUGGUCCAUGAUUCAGGCUGGUUUAGUCAACAAUGACUCGUUAGUAAGAAAAAGAAGUUUGUAUUUGCUACAAAGAGUGAUUGAGAUGUGUAAAGAACAACAACAAUCUGAGAACGUCUGUCUUGAGCAACAAUCAACACCAGUAUUUUGGUGGAAUAUUUACAGCGCUGAAGAAAUUCUGAAUAUUUGGCAGCAAUACGUUUUUCUCCUGGAAACCUUGGAAGAAAAACAGCUUCAUGUGAUUCAACCAGUUCUUCCACGCAUAGACGAACUUGUUAACGCAACGAAGAAAACGAAAGACAUUUCUUUUCCUCUGUUACAUGUUUCAUGGCUGUCAGUGAUCGUCCAUAGAGCUGCAAUACAUGAGAAUAGAUUCAUAAAGAAAUGGGGUGUUAUGACUUUAUUGACAUUAAAUUUUCACGAAGUACCAUUCUUACAGAAUAAGACGACAAGAAAUUUCACAUGUGAUACUUUUAUUAUGUUACUCAAGGAACCGACGUUAUAUGCAAAGAACCACGGCGAAAGUAAAUCCGAACCAAGCGCAUUAAGUAGCCAUUUGUUGAAGUUUUUUAAGAAAUGUCUUCAUGCCGUGAAUGAAGAAGAAAAGACUGGGUUUUUCGCACAAGUGUUUACGUCCAUAUCUCGGUAUAAUAUCAGCCAUGUUCCACUUACCUUUAUAGUCCAGAGUCUUUCCAAUGUACCACGAAUUUCUGUGUUUGGCAGUGAACUAUUAAGCAGCUUAAGAAGUAUUAUUUCCAACAUGUUGAGUCAUUCUGUGAUCUUACGUGGUGCAGUGAAAACCUUUCUAUUGAGAACAUUUAUGAAUUUUGUCAACCCUGUGUGUGUCAGGGUUUAUGAAGUAUUGGUGUUUCUUGGUUCGUUCGCAAAAGAAGAAUCCCUGUGUAGAGGAACUCAUCUUUGGAACGAGGUUACUUUAUGGUUAUCUGAAAGUCAUCUUCUUUUUCAAAGUGAAACGAGUGUGUUCUUUUUGUAUGUAGAUAGGCACGUGCGGUCAUUUUUGAAGAAUGAAUACAGCAACAAGACAAGGGAAGCUGCAGUAGGUUUGGCUAAAUUCAUCCUCUUGUGCUACGACUCUUCUGCCAUAACAAGGAAUGAAAUUAAUCAACUAUUUCAAGCAAUCUUUUUAACGAUAAGUAAAGCGCAGUCGAAUGUGUAUCAACCCGUCUCGAACUGUUGGCAAGCGGUGGAACUGCUUCAUGGAUUGUUACACGAAUUGUUGGGAAUGGAAGAAAAACUCGAAGUUGCUGAUGAUUUGACUACGGCUCUUAUGGUUUGCCUGCAGGAUAUCUUGGAAUGCCUCACACAAACGCUUGUUCGAACUAUCGGUCAAGAAGACGAGUAUGCCAGUUACCAUGGUUAUAGCGCUUAUUAUGCUUUGUUGGAUAAAGUAAAAUCUUUAUGGUUAUCUCGCAAAUUUCCGGAGAAAGUGUGCGUACAGUAUCAGAUAGUACUUAACAAGCUUGCUGACUUGGGUCUCUCUCUUUGGGAUGCGAAGACAGAGUGCACGACAGUCAAACAUUGGUUGUGUUUUUUGGUUAGUUCAAAAUUGAAUAUUUGGGUCAUUCAGAUUACUGACGCUACCGAUUUUGUAUUGACAAAUGAACGGAAAAGGAAGUUCUUGGAAUGUGUUUGGUUGUCUAAAUUCACAAGCAAUUUGGCUUUUCCGAAUGAAGGAAAGUGUCAAAAUGGGUCAUGCUUAAAAGAAGAGAGUUGGCGUGUUAUCUCGGAGGAUAUAAUUACCACAAAGUGGCACUCAGUUAACUUGGCAAUCAGCGAGAGUAACAGUAAAGCUAUCCCAGCAAGGUUUUCGUUAGAAACUUUUGCUUGUAGUUCAUAUAGUGACAUUGUGAAAGCAUGUGUUGAAGCCCUUUCCUUGAUCUCAGGAUCAGCGUGUUACUCUUGUUUGGAGACGUUGCGACUUUGUUUACCAUAUUUGUUUCAUGCUGGGGAUGAAGACACGAUAAUCUUGCUGUUGAAAACCACUUGGAGUGUGCUAAAUGAAAUCCGAACUCGUUACAGCGGUUAUUUUUGGCCAGCAUUAGAUAUUGUAGUUAAAAUUAUUUUCGCACCAGAAUUGUUAAAUCUACCAUCCGAUAGUUUAUUCACACCAUAUGUAAGAAAAUACUGGGAGUCCCUACUUGCUGUUGCUGAUGAUCAGACUGGUUUAGUAACUGUCGCUGUUGCCAAUAUAUGCCAUGUCCUGUCUGGUAUGUACCAUUUGCAGUCGUUUGAAGUGACGAGUUUGGAUUAUCAUGUCGAUAUUAUCGCCGAUAUUUGUUUGUUUGGUCCAGUCCAUAAGAAAGAUCUGAAACUAUUGUUUGACACUGCAGCUUAUGUCAAGAGCUUGGGCAAGGAAUCUGGUGUUAUUAACAGAGUAAAAUUUAAGGAGUGUGAAUGUGAAUCUGCACGUGUUCGAGUUGAUCUCCUCGCGUUUCUGCUAAGUGUUGAUUACAAUGAGGAAAUCAAUUCACUGUUUCUUGUUAAAUUGAUUAGAGCUCUGCUGGAAAGAGACGAAAUACUCUCAAAAGUCAAGGCUAGUCGCUUCCUGAACUCCGAAAACCACCGAAAGAAACAAAGGCUGUGGCAAAUCAUCUUGACUCUUGUUUCUCGUAUAACAGAUGAGGAAUUUGCUCUGGAAUUUUGCAACAGAGUGCUGAAAGCAUUAGAGGGGGAUAAUCAAACUUCGGUGCGAUUUUUCAUGGAAUUAAGCUUGGUGAGACUGUUUUUUGCUCGUAUCCAUCUUCUUGAAACAAUUUGGGUAAAAAUGAAAGAUCUUUACAAAACUAGACUUGGUUUCGUCGCGUCAUUAAUCUCCAUACUAACCCAUGUGUUUCUAACUUUGGAAGAGCAAGAAUACCAGAUGAUUUAUCUACAGCGAUUAAUACCAGCUGUAAUCCCAUGCGCGUUUCUCAAUCACUCUCAAAUCCGUGCUUACAUUUUAGCUACGUUGGAAAUGAUCUCCAACACAUGUAGCGAAGUUGUGUGGUCUGAAAUCAUUUUCAAGUUUCCUGUUAUACAGUCGUGCCUGCUGUUUAAAGAAAGUGUUGUUGAAGGUGACAAGGAAAAGAAUCGACUGCAGAAAGAUCGAGACUUGUUUUCUUUACAUCCCAUAUACGAUUUUAGUAUUGAAAUGAUUUUUAAAACAGUACCCUUGAUUACUGGGGUUGUGGAUGACGAAAUCGUAGCUCCUGAAGUAUUUCAAAAUGAAGGCAGUAAAUCAUGGAUAGAUGUCAUUGAUUUACCACUUUGUGGAAGGAAUCACAGAAGCCCGGAAUCUGGAAGUGAAAACACCUUACACGAAUUAUCCACAGCCGAAACGACACGUGAGAAAGCAGAGACCUCUUGUGCUUCGAGUAUGACCUCUGAUGUUCAAAAGAAAAUCACUCCUUGGAAUGUUAUUGCUCCACCGCAGGAAGGCCAAGACAGUUUUGAUGACUACCGUCAGCGCCCUGUCGAGCGCCGUGUUGGUGAUCUCAUCGUGGUAGCAUCGUUAAUUGAUCGUGCUCCGAAUCUUGGCGGUCUGUGCCGAACUUGUGAAAUUUUUGGUGCUUCCAAGCUAAUACUAGGUAGCAAACAUGUUGUUUCAGAAAAGGAUUUUAAAUCGGUUAGUGUCUCCUCUGAGAAAUGGGUUGAUUUCGAGGAAGUUAAGAUCCAUGAUUUGGUGCAUUUUUUGUUAAAAAUGAAGAGAGAAGGCUUCACAAUUGUCGGUGUGGAACAAACAGCACAAAGUAAGAAGUUGACCGACUUUCAGUUUCCUUAUAGCACGGUGCUUGUACUUGGAAACGAAAAGGCAGGAAUCCCUGUGGAAAUCAUCCAGUUGUUAGAUGAAUGUGUUGAAAUUCCCCAGCAUGGAAUAAUUCGUUCACUUAAUGUACAUGUUAGUGGAGCUUUGUUAAUUUGGGAGUACAGUCGACAGCACUUGAGUGACAAAUGACCUAGGUUGGCUAUAUUCGUUUCACACAGGAAAUGUUGUGAAUGAUUACAAGUGAUUCAUUAUAUGCACAGUUAAAAACCUUUUCUACAUGUAUUAUCUUGUUCCCUAUAUGUUUGUAAAUCCUUCAAUUAAUUAUUGACAAAUAUUAUUAAUUAUUGCUGA